Molecule: messenger RNA, 5867 nt
Organism: Nezara viridula (southern green stink bug)
Lineage: Eukaryota; Metazoa; Arthropoda; Insecta; Hemiptera; Pentatomidae
Source: the annotation of a GenBank genome assembly
GUUUUAUUAUUUUUGAAAAGCUAUGACUGGAAAAAUGUGAUUACAUUCCAAAAUACUUAGGUGACUAGUUAGAUAAAAGUAGGUUCUGUACAAAGAUUAACUGAAUCUAUCAUUGCAAAUUGUACUAUUUAAUAAGCAGCAAUAUUGAACUUAAGUUACAUCAUAAUGAUAUGUGUGUAUGUAAAUCAAAAUGUUAUGAAAGUACUCGGGGCUGCAUUACAAUAUGGUAUAAACAUUAUUUUAUUAGAACCAACGUUUAGCAUUAGAACUUCUUUUUUUUACGUAAAUAUAAUACCAAGCAUAAAGAAUUCAUAGUGAAAACUGUUUUUCAUUCCUGCUUUAAGAAAUCUUUAUAAUUAAUUUGUAAAUUUACGUAUGUUCCGCCAUUUUGUUUAUUUUAUAGUAAUUAUCUCUAAAAUUCUUUUAUUUUUAAUUAUUGGUGCUUAUGAUUUAGUUAUGUAUUCGUAACAAUCAUGACAGUAACUAUUUAAUUGAGGUAGAGCGUCAUUUAUUUGGAAUUCAAUUGUUUUUUUUUUGUUUUUUAAAUGCGUUAUCGUGCAUAGCCUUCACUAUAAUACCAUUCACUUUAGAAUAAUUACAUUAUUUAGAAAGGUAGCUCUGUUUUUAUCGCAGCAUAUUUUUUUUUCUCUGGAAAUUAAAUACAUAAUUUAGAAAAUGUUUAUGAUUAAUCAUUCAUAUGUAUUGAGAGAAGGUUUCUUUGUAUACCAAUUGAACUAGGGUUAUAAGGUAUGUUUUGGAUUUCUUAUGUUUACAAUUGUUUACUUGCGAGUGAUUAAAUUUAUUAUUAUUAUCGCUCGUUAAUUAUUAGUUUAACGCACACGAUAUUGUAUGGCGUUCAAAUAUUUAAUAAGAAAAGUUUCCAAGCAAUAAGGUUAUCAAUGACAACAGUUUAUGAUCUUUUACAGUGAUUGUAAAUGAAGAAUUAUGAUUUUUAUGUGAUAUAGUCAAACAUAUUAUUUACAAAUGUUGUUAAACUUACAAAACAAUGUGUAAAUAAAUUGGGUUACAGUCAAAGUAAUGCAGGAUGCAUUUGUUCGAGACAUGUUCAGCCUAUCCGAUGUGAAUAAUUCGAGAUAUAAUGGACAUGUUCAGCUUUCCUCUUGUGGUAAAAGUACAGGAGGGAAAAGGGACAGAAAGGGUUGUACUAAAGGAAAAAUUGAGGCGAUAAUGAAAAAUAAUUCCGUUCGUCCCAAAGUUUGUAUUUCAGCAUCUGUAAAAAAGCCAGUAUCUACAGUAAACAAUCACAGUUUAUUCAGUAAUCAUUCAGUUAAAGCAGAACAAGAAGAAGAUCCUUAUACUUUUACUGAACCAGAACCUCAAGCAUUAAGUCUUUACCAACCUUCAGGAAGUUCCAAUAAGAAGCCCAGUCAAUUACGGCCUUCACCUACAACAAUGGUUUGUCAAGAGAAAAACAAGGUCGAACAUGGAAAAACCCUUUUAAAAGUUGUUAAAACUCCAGAGGGUACUUCUAAGAUGAAUAAACUCCAAGCUGACAUAGCAAGAAACAAAGUUAUAGGAAAACGACGAAAAAUAAAUGAACAGUCAUCUCCUAAAGUAAAUGAAUGGGCCAUCAAAAGAGAACCUGGAAAAGUGUGUAUAUCAGCAAAGAGAAAAAGUAUAUGGCAAAGAGAAAGAAAUUCUAAGCAUGAAUUACUUGAGAGGAUACAUCAAGUUCAGAAUAAUUUGAACCAGUUCACUCGUGACCUGUAUCCUUUAGAACCUGUUGUCAAGCCACUAAAUGAUACUCUGUUUACUGGAAGUCAAUGGGUUUUCCAGCAGGUUUCCGCUCCGGCUCACAAAGCCAUGUCAACUCAUCAGUGGCAGCAAAAGAACAUUCUAGAGUUCAUCUCUGCCUCGGAUUGGCCCUUAGGAAGGCCUCAUCCCAACCCACUAAAUUAUCGGCUUUGGUCCAAACUGGAGAUGAUGGCAUGCCGCAGAGCACACCAUAAUUUGGAAAGCCUCAAACAAUCUCUGGUCCGAGCAGUUGAGCGUUUUCCUCAAGAAGUGCUGGGUGCUGCUAUUGAUGACUGGCCACGGAGAUUAAAUGCCUGCCUCGAAGUAUCAGAUUCUGAUUCCGAUUCAGAACCUGGGAUGGCUGUUUACGAGAGAUCAUGGUUCUGCAGUUCUGGGGAGGGAUUACCCAGAGAAAGGCGAGUCGAAGAAGCUCGUGCUUCUCUUCGAAGACGCCUCCAUCAUACAGUACGUGCGCUGAGGUUAACUGAAUUGCCUCCGAAAAAUCUGUACACUGCCGUUAUAGCCGCCGCCAGAAGAUUUCCUAGUGCUACCGCAGCUAUCCUCGAUCCAACUCUUAGCUUAAAACCACAUUUACCAAUAAAUAGAGGAUCGAUGUUCCUCUUAAGAGGAGAAAAGUGUUCAUACCCGGAAGGAUGCGAGGGGCAAGCCCUACCGUGUACACGACACUGCCUCAGGCAUAUUAUGUAUAAUGUCGACCAGCGUUUGUUUUCGCAUUGUACUGCAAAAUACCCUGAUAACACCCAGUGCACGACCCCGGUCUUCGAUGUUCUUCAUCAUUUACCCUUAUGUCAUAGGCAUGCGUCAUCGGUAACAUAUGAAACACAAAAUAGAUUAUCAGAUUCAAGAUCUGGUAAGAAGGUGAGUAAGAAGAGUCGAAUUUUGGGAAGUAGUAAAAGAAAUAACAAAAAGAGGAAAAAGUUGGGUAUUUCUCCUUCAGCGCCAAGGCAGUCUAAUGAUGUUACUAGCACUUCUUCUCCGAUACCAGCUUCUGUUCCAGAAACCAUUCUGGAAUCAGAAACAAGUACUAUAGUUCCCCAACCUCAUGAUAAAAACGGCGAAUACGAACCAACUAGGGAAGAAACAGAAGAAUUAGAAAGAGCACUUGAAGCUGUGAAUAACGAUGUUAGGUCAUUAGAAACUUUGAGUAGGAGUUUACCUCUUCUCCAGCUUCCAUUAGAUACGAUGGCACUCCUUGAUGAUCCGACACCUUUUACUUCUUUUCACAACGGAUUCCCCCCACCCCAAACCCAUCAGUCAUAGCCAUGCCGAGUUUUAAAAAAUAUUUUAAGUAUAUAUUUUUAUUAUAAGCUCCACUUUUCUUUCACGCUUUACGACUGUUUUUGGCCUACACUAGUUUAUUUUAUUUUAGUCGGUGUCACACGUACGGUAAGAUGUAUAUUAUUUUUAAAUUUUGUAUUUAUUGAUCAAUUGCAGUAAUGUGUUUAUUAAUGCUGUUUAUAAGUCCAAAGAUUUUUUUUUAAUAUUGUUUUUUCGGAUGGAGUAUGUGUAUAAGUGAUUAUUAGUUUGACGUAUUUGUGUAAUACUCUGCCUGUAAAUGUUCUAGUUACGUCUGUUUGUAAACUGGCACACACUACCUCAUCGAAUAGGUAAUUAGUAUUAUCUUGACAAAUAGCCAAUUAACGUCAACAUUUUUUAUUAGCUGUGUUAAUAUUCGUGGUGUUCAUACUUUGUAUUUGAAAUGACUUAAAAUUAGGAAAAACGAGGAUCCUUACUGCUUUAAUUGUUUAAAUAAGAAAAAAGGUUUUUAAAAAAAAAAAUUAAAAAAAAGAGUUUUAAGUAGGAGAGUAUUACAAUUUUAAUGUACCUGGUAAUAGGGGAACUAUAAAUAUUUCGAAGUGUAAAUUAUAAUUAAGAAGAAAAUAAAAACAGUUUUUACGUUUUUUGUUAAUGUGUAAAAUGAAUUAAGACAUGAUUUGAAGAAAAAAAUAAUAACUUUUUAAAACCUAAACUUAUUCUGCUCUUUUUUAUCAGGGUUGUUACUUAUAUCUUUUAUAUUUAUAAUGGUUUGGGCAGCGUAAAACAAAGCUCAUUUAUAUGUAUAUAAUAAUUAUUAAAUUAAUUGAAUAACAUUCGAUUUAAGGUUUAGUUAGUAUUACUUUGACUGAACAUUGUUAGCAAUUAAACAAACGCUUUAGUAAUUGUAAAAGAAUUUUCUUGGCAGAAAAAGAACAAAUUAGAAAAAAAUUAUACUGUCCAAAAAGAAAAAAAAAAAAAGAUCGUAACAAUGUUAAUUGGGUCAACAUUUUAUGUUUGUUUUUUUCUCUCUUUUUACGUUUAAUUUAUUAAUUGUCAAAUUAAUAUGAAAAUUAGAUCCAAUUAUAUAUGACUGAGCAUAUUUAUUAAGGACUAGUUUGUUUUUGAUGUUCAGAAUAUUUUUUUUUUUUUUUAAUUUAAAGUUAUAAUGUGUCUCUUUUGGUGAUAAUAGUAUUAAUAAUUACUUUUUAAAAGUGAGCGUAUAUUAUGUUAUUAGUUUAUGUCGCUCUAGUUGAAAAUAUUUACACAGCCCUCAGUUUAUUCCAGGCAUAUAAUUAGCAUUUGGGCAACCUUAAGAAAAUUUAAUUAAAAAAAAAAUGAAAUCUUACAUAUUUGUAAUAUUGUGUUACAUCUUAUUAUUAAUGCUUGUAGUAAUCAUGUAGAUAUAAUACUUGUCAGUAUGUACCACAUUGAUCUUCACCUUAAUCGCUAUUUGUAUCAUAGUAAAUUGUAGAUGUUGUAUUUAUGUCGGCCAUGUCCCCAUAUUGGGGAUCAGCCUAGGGAUUUAAUUGUAAAUGUGAUCUGUAUAUUAUUAUAAAUCUAUUUUUAUAGGAAAUUUCAAAACAACACAAAGUUUUUUUUUUCUUUCUUUCAAUUUCCUACUAAUUAACUAGCUAAUUCUGUAUUUGCUUUUAUUCCUACCUUCUUAUCGUAUUCCUCUUAUGUUUUACUAUUUGCUGUUUUGGAAGAAAUUAAAAAAAAAAAAUCUGUUGCGGUGCGCGCAUCACACAACUUUCACUUACUAUCAACUUCUUAGCAAAAAUAGGUAUUUUCAAACAAAGGGAAGUGAAAGUAAAAAUGAUAGACGGUAUGAAACAUUAUUUAAAACAAUUAAUUACCAUAUGUUUUUCAUAGCCGUCUAAUGUAUUAUAUUUAUUUUUUUUUUUACUAGCUAUUUCCUUUUACAACUGUAUAUUUCAAUUAUUUCUUUGAUUAUAAUAAAUAAUUAAGUGCUACGAAAUAUUUUUUGUCCGACAAGAGUGCCACUGAUAAAGAAGGCCACCACUAUAUUAAUUUAUGUUUCAUUGUGGGUAUUUUUAUUUGUUUAAGUACCGGUAUAUACCUAGUCCUAUCACAAAUAUUGUUACAAGGAAAUAUAUACAGAUUUCUACAGAAAAAUUAAUUUUUUCAAUAACUUUAUUAGAAAAUAAAAUGUACAUCUAUAAAGAGUAAAACAAAAAAGAAAUUACUCAAAAUGUCCCCCUUUUGCCUUGAUUCAGGCAUUUAAUCUCCAUGGCCAGUCAUAAAUAGCAGCAGGUAACACUUCUUGAGUUAGUCUCUGUUCUGUCAUUCUUUGAAAUGCACCCAUCCUAAGGUCACUUUUUAUUAUGUGAGACAUUGAUUUGACAGAGAUUCCCAUUCCCAAGUCAUGAUUUGUUGUUUCCGAGUGGAAUUUCUUCUGAUUUGAGCAGCCACUGCUCUCACUACAUUUGCCGUUCUCACAGUUCGGGGACAGCCCAUUCGAGGUCUGUCACAUUCAGAUAGGGUCUCAUUAUAUCUAUUUAUAAUGCGGUACACGAACAUACAGCUGGUAACUAAAGGUUUCAAAGUGUUGAAAAUCUCUGACCUACAUUUUCCAACUUUGUGUAUGACGAUCACAGCUAUUUGGUUUUCUUUAUCACCCCACUCUAUGUUAACUGAGAAAAAGAAAAAUACAAACUAAUUGGGAUUAUUAUCCUGACAUGUAAAGAAAAUAACCUAAUAGAGAUAAGGAUUAUCUAAAUAAUACCCAAGGAUGUGAACAAAGUUAACUUUUGUAACAGUAUUUAUGGCAGAUCUUAGGUAUACAAAUUAAAAAAUAUAUAUAUAUAAAUAAA